CGGGGCGCGCAGAGACGCAGCGCAGGAUCAGUUUCGGGAACAGCGGGGAAAGGCUGGCGACACGGUGUCACGCUUGCUAAGAGUAACGCAGACGGCUGUGGCAACAAUGACCAAGUUUCUAACGCAAGAUCAGAUUAACGAGUACAAGGAGUGUUUUUCCCUCUAUGACAUGAAGCAGUGCGGGAAGAUCGCAGCCGGGGAGCUGCUCACGGUGAUGCGCUGUCUGGGCUGCAGCCCCACCCAGCCCGAGGUGGAACGCCACCUGCUGCUGAAUAGGAUCGACAGGAAUGGUGAGCUGGACUUCUCCACCUUCUUGACCAUCAUGCACCGGCAACUCCAGCAGGAGGAGCCCCAGGAGGAGAUCCUGGAAGCCAUGAGGAUGACAGAUAGGGAACAGAAAGGCUACAUCCUGGCAUCAGAGCUCCGCACCAAACUCACCACGCUGGGAGAGAAACUUACCAAUUCAGAGGUGGACGAGCUGCUGAGGAGGGCCGGCGUGGGAGCUGAUGGGCGUGUUCACUAUGAGGAGUUUGCUAAGGUGGUGACCCAGUCCUUUGUGAAGUACUGA
Molecule: messenger RNA, 568 nt
Organism: Lampris incognitus (smalleye Pacific opah)
Lineage: Eukaryota; Metazoa; Chordata; Actinopteri; Lampriformes; Lampridae
Gene: calml4b
Product: calmodulin-like 4b
Exons: 5
Coding region: 107-568 (153 amino acids)
Cellular component (GO): myosin II complex
Molecular function (GO): calcium ion binding
Source: RefSeq, a predicted model, not a curated record